UGUCUCCAGCAGGGGAGGGCGGAGGGGAGUCACAUUUUCACUCUGAACCAAAAAAGGAAGUUUACCUUUCAGCGCCGAGACCCGGUCUUUCCUGGGGGUGUCUCAGACGCCACCUGUGCUAAAGGAGUAAUUGGAGCUCUCAGGUGUUCCAGCCAGGUGACUGAUUUAACAGAAGACACUGUGGCAGCCAAACACGUCCUCCUUAAGGGUGUGAGUUCUGAAGAGCUGGUUUUCAAAUCGUUGCGGCCUCACUCUUCAGGCUCCCACCCUGCCUGGUGUCACCGAGUAGCCGUCUGUGGGCCAUCACAGCUCCCAGAGUGACGCUUUCUUGGGAGAGCACUGGAGGCACUCUGCCUUUGCGGGCUGCCUGGAAGGAGCUGCGACCGCCAGGGCUGGACCCUGGUGCAGUGCUCCACCUCCAGGGCCUCGGCCUCCGCUCGCGGGCGGCCCCUGGGCGCCGUCCAGCUCCGGCAUCUUUGCUCCUGCCGCUUGGUUCGGUGAGCUGGGCAGGCCCUCCCAUGACCAGCUGGACAGGUCAUGGCGUCCAGCUUCUGGGACCUGAGGCUCCAGCAGAGGCAAUGACCACCAGGGACCCUGCCCCAGACCUGUUACAGAGCCCGGACCUUCUUGGGACACGAGCCUGCCCGGGACAGGGAAGCUUCUCUCUUUGAAGAGCUUUGCGUUUGUAACAAAGGAAGUCAAGAUGACGACUUCAUCCAUCAGGCGGCAGAUGAAAAACAUUGUGAACAAUUACUCGGAAGCCGAGGUAAAAGUCCGGGAAGCCACCUCCAAUGACCCGUGGGGCCCGUCCAGCUCGCUGAUGACUGAGAUCGCGGACCUGACCUACAACGUGGUGGCCUUCUCGGAGAUCAUGAGCAUGGUGUGGCGGCGGCUCAACGACCACGGCCGGAACUGGCGGCACGUGUACAAGGCGCUGACGCUGCUCGACUACCUCGUCAAGACGGGCUCUGAGCGCGUGGCCCAGCAGUGCCGCGAGAACAUCUUCGCCAUCCAGACCCUGAAGGACUUCCAGUAUGUCGACCGCGACGGCAAGGACCAGGGCAUCAACGUGCGUGAGAAGUCCAAGCAGCUGGUUGCGCUGCUCAAGGACGAGGAGCGGCUGAAGGCUGAGCGGGCCCAGGCCCUCAAGACCAAGGAACGCAUGGCCCAGGUGGCCACCAGCAUGGGCAGCAACCAGAUCUCCUUCGGCCGAGGCUCCAGCCAGCCCAACCUCUCCACCAGCUACUCAGAGCAGGAGUACGGCAAGGCUGGGGGGUCGCCCGCCUCCUACCACGGCUCGCCUGAGGCCUCGCUGUGUCCCCAGCACCGCACGGGGGCCCCGCUGGGUCAGAGCGAGGAGCUGCAGUCGCUGAGCCAGCGCCACCCCUUCCUGCUGCACCCGGGGCCGGCCUCCCGCCCAAAUGGCGACGGGUCCCAGCCCUGCCUCACUUGUGACCGCGCAGCCCGAGCCACCUCCCCGCGGGUGUCCUCCGAGCUGGAGCAGGCCCGGCCGCAGACGAGCGGAGAAGAGGAGCUGCAGCUGCAGCUGGCGCUGGCCAUGAGCAGAGAGGUGGCCGAGCAGGAAGAGCGCCUCCGGCGGGGUGAUGACCUCAGGCUGCAGAUGGCCCUGGAGGAAAGCCGCAGGGACACCGUCAAAGUUCCAAAAAAGAGAGAGCACGGCUCCCACCCACAGCAGCCCACACUGUUGGAUCUGAUGGACGCCCUGCCCGGCUCGGGCCCUGCUGUGCAGAAGGCAGAGCCCUGGGGCCCAUCCACCUCAGCUAACCAGACCAACCCCUGGGGUGGGCCGGCAGCCGCAGCCAGCACUUCGGACCCCUGGCCAUCGUUCGGUGCCAAGCCAGCCGCCUCCAUCGACCCGUGGGGGGUGCCCACUGGAGCCAGCACGCACUCCGCCUCCAAGAGCUCGGACCCCUGGGCAGCCCCGCAGCAGCCCGCUUCCAGUGCCGGGAAGACCACCGACGCCUGGGCCGCAGCCGCGGCCGCCAAGCCCGCAGCCUCCUCUGGGGCCUUUGAUCUCUUCAGUAAUUUGAAUGGUACAAUUAAAGACGACUUUUCUGAGUUUGACAACCUCCGAGCUUCAAAAAAAUCAGCCAAGGCGGCCUCUCCGCCCUCCCGGAACAGUGGGACUACCAGCCCUGACCCCUUUGAGUCUCAGCCCCAGACUGUCGCCUCAAGCAAGCCCAGUGGCGCCCGGAAAACCCCCGAGUCCUUCCUGGGCCCCAACGCGGCCCUGGUGAACCUGGACUCGCUGGUGACCAGGCCAGCCCCGCCAGCUCAGUCCCUCAACCCUUUCCUGCCUCCAGGUGCAGCCGCGGCCGCCACCCCGGUCAACCCCUUCCAGGUGAACCAGCCCCAGCCGCUGACGCUGAACCAGCUGCGGGGGAGCCCGGUUCUGGGGAGCAGCGCGUCCUUCGGGCCCAGCCCAGGUGUGGAGCCCAUGGCCUCCGUGACGUCCACGGCUUCACACCCCGCCUUGGGGGUCAGCGGUUCCUCCCUGACGCCCCUGGGCCCCGCCACGAUGAACAUGGUGGGCGGCCUGGGCGGCCCCCCGUCGGCAGCCCCAGCUACUGGCACCACCAACCCCUUCCUCCUCUAGUGCCCGCCUGGACCCACCGCAGAGCAUCUGUGCCAAGGACACCAGGCGGGGACCUUGUCUGUGGAAUGGGGUCCGAGAGUGGGGGGUUAGCGCUUUCCGGUCUAGCUUCUUUUGAUAAAAGGGUGUCUUUGCAGCCCGACCCUCAGACGAGCGGUGGUGGGCUUACUGAGACGUCGGACAGCACGCGGGCGGGUCUCCGAGCCUCCCAGGGGGCCCCUGACCCAGCCUGGCCGCCACCCCAGUGCGGCUGGGCUCCCUGGGUCCUUGGACGAGGAGGCGGGAGUGCUCAGUGCCGGCCCAGCCCCAGCCCAGGGUCCUGGGACACCACCCGCCUAGGAUUUGGCUCCCACCCCCACCCCCAGUGACACCCUAGACCGCCCCAGGUGUGGACGGGAGGUGCGCUGGCUCCCUGACAUUGACCUUCCGGGGGGCAGUUGUGCACAUUUACUUCUCCUUGACUCAUGUGUGAGUCCAGAGUAAACGUCACCACCGUGGAGCAACUCCUGAAUUAAACCCACUAGAGCGAGCUUUAAACUAACCUGAGCAUAGCCCUGCCACGUGCUCUAUGCUUGUACACGUUUGCACAUAUUUUGUUUAGGACAGUUUCAUAUUUGAGUUUGCAGAAUUAUCUAAUAGUCUUUUUUUGGCUAAUAUUUUUAUAACGUGGUUCUUAUUUAACUGUCUAGUUUUGAUAGAAUUUACCAGGUCAGGCUGAAUGAAGAUACUGGCACAUGUCAUGUUAGUGGUUUAAAUUCUCUUAUUUAUGGUUUUAACUCUGUAAAAAAAUUUAAAUAGGAAGAGAAAAAAUGCCUUAUGGAAAAACUAAAGCAAAUUCUUUAUAGGAAAAAAUAUGGAAAUUUGAUUACACGUAAAAGAUGAUGUUUAUUUAAAAAAAAAAACAAACACUACAACAGUAACAAAAACUCCAAGCCUCCAGUUGCCUUUUCCUUUAACUCCCUUUUCCGGUGAAUUACCGAACUGAUUGACUUUCAGCCUUUUUGGCUAGAUCCUGUGAGAGAGGUUAUGUUUCUUACGGAUGGACCAACAUCAAGAGAGUUAAAGACGACGCUAACAUCUGAACGCGACUCACCGCUUUUUAUCAGCGAACUCCUCUUUUGUGACCGAAGGCAUGCCCGGUUAACAAGAUUCCGUUCACAGUGGCGAUCUGGAAUGGAAGAGACAUCUGGAACUCUGUCCGCGACCCCGUGCCUCACUCCACACUCAGGGCAGAGCUGGGGACGUGUGCGGUGGCCCUGUCUGGGGGCAGCGGGCUCUGCGGCGUGACUCCAAGGGGUGGCCCCAGGCUGACUGAUGGGGUGAGAGACCCACCCUACCUGCCAACUCCAGACACACGUUGCCACUUAGAAAUAAUCAUCUUAUUUUGGAGAGGAAGUAAAAAAUUUUCACGUAGAAUAGUUUUUAACCAACAUGCAUUAAGACCACCUCUCUCCCCCCUGCUCUCCGCCCCCACCUCUCACUAUAAAAGCAUGAAAUCUCAAAUUAAAGACCAUGAGAAUCUUGCUUCUCCCCAGGGAAGGGACAUCCUUCCCCCCCCCCCCAAGUCGUGUGUCUGGUCAGCUGGCAUGUCAGUCUCACUCUUCUCUGUGUACGCCUCACCUCGAAUGCCAGGGACAGCCAGCACCUGGUGGUUGGUCCCUCCCGGGGGGACGGGCCCUUCUACCCUUCUCUCUGGUUCCAGGAGGCCUGACCCUUAGCACUGGGCACAGGAGCGAUGUCGAAAUGCCAGGCUGCCGAUUCAGAGCUGCCCGCUCAGGCUCCUCUCCCACGCUGCUCCUGGGGCUGCCCUUGCCCAGAGGUCCCGCCCAGCCAUGGGGUGGGCCGGGGGCAAAGUCAUUCGAGGCCGGUCUGGCCUCUCCCAUGGGGGAGGGUGGGGCUGGGCCAGGACACUCGCUCCUGGGGUCAGGGAUUCUUCCUAACAGUCCAGAACCCUUCCUGACAUGACCUUGAGGCCCUGAUGUUACAGCCCACCAGGGCCCACGCCGACUCCCCGCUCCCCCACAGGCCCAGCCCCUGUCACUGUCGCACGUUGCACUGAUCACGGAGCCGCUGGCGCCGCCACGUGUGGGAUGCAGACCGCCAAGCUCCUGCCGCCCGGCACGGUGGUGCAGGCGUGGCCCAGCCGUUCUCUCAGUCCCGGGACAGGUGGCUGGGUUUGGACUUGUGUUGACUAUGAUACUUAUUUACUGUAUAAAUAUAAUUUAUCAUUUGUAUCA
Molecule: messenger RNA, 4851 nt
Organism: Camelus dromedarius (Arabian camel)
Lineage: Eukaryota; Metazoa; Chordata; Mammalia; Artiodactyla; Camelidae
Gene: EPN2
Product: epsin 2
Exons: 10
Coding region: 704-2617 (637 amino acids)
Biological process (GO): endocytosis
Cellular component (GO): plasma membrane; clathrin vesicle coat; endosome
Molecular function (GO): phospholipid binding; clathrin binding
Source: RefSeq, a predicted model, not a curated record